This is a messenger RNA of Camellia sinensis, 507 nucleotides long. Lineage: Eukaryota; Viridiplantae; Streptophyta; Magnoliopsida; Ericales; Theaceae. The record is from RefSeq and is a predicted model, not a curated record.
AUGGCUAAGGAAAAAUUAAGUUCUGAAAAUGACAUGCUUGGGGGACAAUUUUUCAAGCCAUUAAUUAAAAAAGAAGACCAACUUCUUUUGCCAAAGGAUGUUGAGCAUUUUUAUGUUGACAAUUCAAUUGGAAGCCAACACCUUGAAGUCAUCAAGAGCAAAAUGCCACGUGCAAACCAUCAUCAAAUUCAAUCUGAGCAUUUCGAAACAUUCUACACUUGGUUUAAGGACCAUGUUCAGACCUUGCGAAGGACAAGUAAUAUUACAUUUACUGAAGAAAUCAAUAGAUUAGCAGAUGGUCCUCAUACUUUGGCUAGGCGGUUCAAUGGUUACAUUAUCAAUGGGUUUCGUUUUCGUGUGAAGGCUUUGGAUGGUCGUCGGGUGACUCAAAAUAGUGGUGUAGCUUUAAAGGCUGAUACAAUGAGUUAUGCUAGUCGGAAGGACAAGAGUCCUCGCGUCGGUGCUGUGUACUACUAUGGACAGUUGACUGAUAUUGUCAAAAUCUGA